GGGGCAAAAAAAAAAUUAUACAACGUGGAGAGGUUUUAGUCGUCUGACUCGUCACACACUGACACACACACACACACACACACACACUCUUCCCCAUUCGUCAAUUACGAUCGGACGGUGCAAAACCACGUCGACCACCAUUCUUCGCAGGUCUCCAUUACUCAUAUUUGCUCCUCUCUCUACUCUCUCUCACUCACUUUCCCGCCUAUUUAAAAUCUUCACUGCAAAUGAUUUCUCAAUCUCAGUUUCUCUCUCUAAACCCCAGAUUACUUCCUCUCUCUACAACACUUUCAACUCCAAUUCAAACGAAUCGAACCCCACCGCUCCACACCAAUCUCUUCAAUUUUUCCCUAAAUCUUCCCAUUUCUCACCGAAAUCAACUCACUGUAACAAUGUCUUCAAAUUCAAAUCUCUCAAAUCAUAUAGAAAAGUGUAACUCAGGUUUACAAGUCGAUCAAAUUGAUCAAUUCACCGAAGUCGGCAACAAGCUCGCUGACGCCGCCGGCGAAGUGAUACGGAAAUACUUCCGCAAAAGCUUCGACAUUAUGGAUAAAGAUGAUUUGAGUCCUGUGACUAUUGCUGAUCAAGCAGCGGAGGAAUCAAUGGUUUCGAUUAUACAAGAGGAUUUACCUCAUCAUGCAAUUUAUGGAGAGGAGAAGGGUUGGAGAUGUAAAGAGAAGUUUGCGGACUAUGUUUGGGUUUUAGAUCCAAUAGAUGGGACAAAAAGUUUUAUUACUGGUAAACCCUUGUUUGGUAUUCUUAUCGCAUUGCUACACAAAGGUAAACCGAUUCUUGGCAUUAUUGAUCAGCCCGUUUUAAGAGAAAGAUGGAUUGGUAUAAGUGGAAGGAGCACUACAUUGAAUGGGACCAAAAUCUCCACUCGCAAUUGUGCAAAACUUUCACAAGCUUAUCUGUACACUACCAGCCCACACCUGUUCAGUGGAGAUGCUGAAGUAGCAUUUGCUCAAGUUAGAGAUAAGGUUAAAGUACCACUAUAUGGUUGUGACUGUUAUGCUUAUGCCCUUUUGGCCUCUGGUUUUGUGGAUCUUGUUAUUGAGUCUGGUCUCAAGCCAUAUGACUUCCUUUCAUUGAUACCGGUGAUAGAAGGUGCUGGAGGAGUAAUAACUGAUUGGAAAGGAGAUCAACUUCAUUGGGAAGCAUCAUCAGAUUCACAGGCGGGAAGUUUUAAUGUAGUGGCAGCUGGAGAUAAACAGCUUCACCAACAAGCACUCGAUUCUUUACAAUGGCAAUAAUUUUGCGGAGCAUUCGAGUGGAGUCAAAGAUGGAAGCAUUCUUCAGCUAUGACAUUGGUAUUUGUGUAGAGAAGAACACUGACAUCCAGGGACAAGAUGGACUUGAAAGAAGAUUUAGGAGCAAUAAUUCUUCAGAGGAACUCUAUCUUCUCAUGACAUAUUCAAUGAAGCGAUAGCAAGGCAACGGGUACUUAAAAAACGCGAGCAUAUAGCUUCUUUGCCUUGAGUUAGUUUAAGUUGAUACAUCCUUGAUACUUAAUUUCCUAUAUGCUAAUAUACUUCCUCGUGCAAAUUGGUAAUCUGAAUUAUAUUAUUCUCUAUGAUAUGACCGCUUUCGCGUGUA
Messenger RNA from Cornus florida, 1596 nucleotides. RefSeq names its product bifunctional phosphatase IMPL2, chloroplastic. Gene Ontology annotation, molecular function: histidinol-phosphatase activity. The coding region runs from base 228 to 1253 and encodes 341 amino acids. The record is from RefSeq and is a predicted model, not a curated record. Gene Ontology annotation, biological process: L-histidine biosynthetic process. The transcript has 9 exons. Lineage: Eukaryota; Viridiplantae; Streptophyta; Magnoliopsida; Cornales; Cornaceae.